Molecule: messenger RNA, 1107 nt
Organism: Papaver somniferum (opium poppy)
Lineage: Eukaryota; Viridiplantae; Streptophyta; Magnoliopsida; Ranunculales; Papaveraceae
Product: salicylate carboxymethyltransferase-like
Exons: 4
Coding region: 1-1107 (368 amino acids)
Biological process (GO): methylation
Molecular function (GO): S-adenosylmethionine-dependent methyltransferase activity
Source: RefSeq, a predicted model, not a curated record
AUGGAUCAAGUCAUUCAAGAUGUCCACAUGAAUGGAGGCACGGCUGAAACAAGUUAUUCUGCUAAUUCAUUAGCUCAGAAGACAGCUAUACUCAUAACCAGGCCAAUAGUAGAGGAAGCAAUAUUGAACAUAUUAUCGAAGUUGUACAAUACCACUACCAUCUCUGCAGCGACGUCUGAGCUGAGGAAGACUACUAUAGGCAUCGCAGAGUUAGGUUGUUCUUCAGGGCCUAAUGCGUUGUUGGUCGUCUCCUAUAUUUUGGAUAGUAUUUACAAUAAACAUUUUCAAUCUGGCAGUGCUACGCCUGAGAUUCUCGUGUUCCUUAACGAUCUUCCAGGCAAUGAUUUUAACACCCUUUUUAAGGAUGUGGGAGGUUUCUGUGAUAAACUAAGAAGAACCACAGGAGAUGGUUUUGGACCAUGUUUUGUCUCUGGAACGCCUGGAACAUUCUAUGGCCGACUGUUUCCUAGUGACACUCUUCACAUCGUUCAUUCUUCCUACAGCCUUAUGUGGUUAUCGCAGGUUCCGCACGGGAUUGAGAAGACUAAUAAGGGAAACUUUUACAUCGCAAAAUCAAGUCCUCCAUCAGUUGUUACGGCAUACUUGAAUCAGUUCAAGAAAAAUUUCAGGGUAUUUCUUGAGUGUCGUUCAGAAGAAUUAAUCAACGGAGGAAAAAUGGUGUUAAUAGUUGUGGGUAGGAGCAGUUCAGAUCCUACUAGUAAAGAGUGUUGUUCUUUCUGGGAAUUAUUAGCUCUAUCAGCCCACGACCUUGUCUUAAAGGGAGCCAUUGAAAAGGAGAUAUCAAAUUCAUUUAAUAUGCCUGCAUAUUUUCCUUCCCCUGAAGAAAUGAAGUCUGUAAUUAUGAGUGAAGGUUCAUUCACGAUUAAUCGAAUCGAGACAUUUGGUGUGAACUGGGAUGGUAGUGGUUGUAAUGGAAAUGAAAAGUCAGUGACAAACAAGUUAAUAAGUAGCCAUUACAUAGCUAACUCCCUCAGAGCAGUGUCAGAACCCUUACUGGCAGAUCACUUUGGAGAGAAGAUAAUGGAUGAACUGUAUGGUAGGUUCAUGGAGAGAAUUGAAGAAUAUGCAGCCACAGAAAAAAACUGA